CAGCCACCGUGACAUUGUCAGUGGCGGUCGCUACAGGCAAUCCUCGACGAUCACUCACUUACACUCCGUGCCGAGGAAACACAGCAUCUGACUCAUAGAAUCUCAACAAUGGACGCGACGGAACGCCUGCAAGCCGCGUCAAAGUUCCUUCUGCAAGCACCUCCUGGUGAAAUCAACGAUGUCCUGAAUGAUGUUCGGAACAUCAUAUCGGAUGAUGACUCUCUCCAAGAGGGUGUGCUGCCAGCGUUGCGAGAAUACAACCUCGCGCAAUUCAUGACUGCGGAUGUUCCGGGGCACAACCACCAGUCAAUAGUAAGCGAGGCUGCGCGUGUCUCAAAUUUGAACGGGGAGGGCGAGGGCGAGCAGCUCGAUAGAUUUUGGGAUCCGCGGUCGAGAACGAGCUUCCGUUUCGAUCAUCUUAGUCUGGAAGCAUCCGAUCCAGAACACGUAGAGCCGGAUCCUGAAUCUGAGCCCUUCCGGGCAGCUCUGGAAACAGCAUCCAUCGCGUACCUUUCCGCACACUUCCAUGGCGGUGUCACCUCCAUCUUCCCAACACCCGGCGCCGCGACGCGUUUCUACGUCCAGAUCGUCGCGAACAAGUACAACCCGUCGAACUUCUGGUCGGGCAGAUGGAGAUCUGAAUACGUCGUCGACCUGGUGUCGAAACAGCUGAAAGGGCGCAUGCUCGUGAACGUCCACUACUACGAGCAGGGCAACGUCCAACUAUCUACCGCGCAUUCCAUUGACCUUGCCCUUCCGCCCGCGAUCACAUCAUCCUCAGCUACGCCGUCAGCCAACAAGAUUCUCGCGCUCAUCGAAGCCGAGGAGGGCAAGUACCAAGCCUCGCUAAACGACGCGUACGCGGAUAUGGGUGAGAAGACGUUCAAGGGUCUUCGACGAGCCUUGCCCAUGACCCGCUCCAAGCUGGACUGGGAUAGGGUGCUGGGCUACAAACUUGGCGCGGAGCUCUCGUCGAACAGGGGCGCGUUUGGUACAUCAUAACAGCCGUUAUAAGAUGAUACAAUGUAGGGUGUAGGGUGUAGAUCGAAGAAUCUCGCAAUGUAAUUCUGACCUUGUCGAAUUGUCCCGU
This is a messenger RNA of Fomitopsis serialis, 1090 nucleotides long. Its product is annotated as F-actin-capping protein subunit alpha. NCBI's taxonomy places the organism in Eukaryota, Fungi, Basidiomycota, Agaricomycetes, Polyporales, Fomitopsidaceae. Gene Ontology annotation, cellular component: actin cortical patch; F-actin capping protein complex. Gene Ontology annotation, biological process: barbed-end actin filament capping; actin cytoskeleton organization. The transcript has 8 exons. The record is from RefSeq and is a predicted model, not a curated record. Bases 109 to 1002 code for a protein of 297 amino acids. Gene Ontology annotation, molecular function: actin filament binding.